This is a messenger RNA of Orbicella faveolata, 839 nucleotides long. RefSeq lists its product as uncharacterized. Gene Ontology annotation, molecular function: oxidoreductase activity, acting on paired donors, with oxidation of a pair of donors resulting in the reduction of molecular oxygen to two molecules of water; heme binding. Gene Ontology annotation, biological process: lipid metabolic process. Gene Ontology annotation, cellular component: membrane. Lineage: Eukaryota; Metazoa; Cnidaria; Anthozoa; Scleractinia; Merulinidae. The record is from RefSeq and is a predicted model, not a curated record.
UGGCCAGCCGAAAUAUAGUACACCUUCAAAAAAUCAUCCUACGUACGCGUCGGGUUUUGCUUUUGCAUUCUUCAAGGAUUAAACGCCGAAAAGUCCGCGAUCGGAAUUUAAUUUUGGGUGUGCAAAUGCUGCCAUUUAUGAAGACUUUGAGAAUAAAAUAGAAGUAUGAAUUGAUUUUUAACUCGCACGUAGCUGUUUAAAAGAGGUGAUAAAGAAAGUAAACGGAAAAUUUCAUCUCAUGUGCAGCUUUUCUCAGUCUCCUUGAAUGACCUCCAGCACAGCUUCAACACGUGCUCAGGAGAGCGAGACUACCAAUCAGCAGGAAGCCGGCAUCUGACCGGGUAAAGACUAUGGGCUGGUAACAAAGUUACAUACAGAAGAGAAACUCACUAAGUCUUGGCUUUUGCGGUCCCAAAUUCUAGCAUGGAAAAGAAAAGGCAAUUUACUUGGGAAGAACUUAGUCUUCUGAACAAGGAAGACAAUGCUCACGUGGCGGUUCGAGGAAAGGUGUACGAUGUUAGUAAAUUCCUCAACCGUCAUCCAGGUGGUAAAGAUAUGCUGCUGAUGGGUGCAGGGAGAGACGUGACGAUUGUGUUCGAGACGUACCACGCUUUUAGUGAUUCAGUACAAAAGGUCUUGGAAAAGUAUUAUGUUGGAGAGCUGAUCUCAGAUGAGUUACCUACAUUUCCGGAACGUGGAGACGUCAUUGUGAGUAACAGUUGUAAUACAGAAAGAACAGUAAAAUUUGUUCUACAUAAUGCACUAAAAGAGGUAAAAGUUUGUACAUGCACAUUUUGUUUGUACAAGGCCAAUAACCAGAAAAAUUGCAGACUAUAAAA